Physella acuta is the source of this 387-nucleotide messenger RNA. Its product is annotated as 26S proteasome non-ATPase regulatory subunit 13-like. NCBI's taxonomy places the organism in Eukaryota, Metazoa, Mollusca, Gastropoda, Physidae. Gene Ontology annotation, molecular function: structural molecule activity. Gene Ontology annotation, biological process: ubiquitin-dependent protein catabolic process. Gene Ontology annotation, cellular component: nucleus; cytosol; proteasome regulatory particle, lid subcomplex. The record is from RefSeq and is a predicted model, not a curated record.
AUGAGCAAUCAUACUCAGUACUAUCAAGUGGCCAUUAGGUUCUUAAGCUGCAUACAUCUGAAAGUCGAGCCAAAAACCGAGCAGGUAGAGAGAGCUUUUAAUAUUGGUUUAGCAGCUGUAAUAGACGAGGGUGUAUACAAUUUUGGUGAGUUCCUUGCCCUUGAUAACUUGGCAUCCUUGAAGGGCACAGAUAAAGAAUGGCUGGUUGAUCUUCUGUAUGCCUUUAACAGCGGAGAUAUUGACAACAUCAUAGGACUGAAGGAUAAAUUGUCUACUCAGCCGGAUCUGAAAGUCAAUGAACUUGUAACUAGGAAAUUAGAUCAAUCUGUUCUGUUUGAUGGAGAUGAUAUUCCAAAGGCCAGCAACAGAUACACAACGGACAUUUGA